Messenger RNA from Mizuhopecten yessoensis (Yesso scallop), 3141 nucleotides. RefSeq lists its product as uncharacterized. NCBI's taxonomy places the organism in Eukaryota, Metazoa, Mollusca, Bivalvia, Pectinida, Pectinidae. The transcript is spliced from 2 exons. Bases 89 to 2203 code for a protein of 704 amino acids. The record is from RefSeq and is a predicted model, not a curated record.
UAGACUUUUGUUGACAUGAGACGAUUCAUUGAAAAUAAUUCCAGCACAUGAACAUCAGAAAAGUGUAAACCUCACUUACGACACAGUUAUGGAAGUGAUAUCUUUAAAUACAGACUGGCGUGGUGGAAACGGGGAACAAACUGUCGGCAUGGACGGGUCAUUGCCCCCGCUUGGCAAUAUUAUAUCUGUACCUAAGGACCAUGCUAGAGCAAGUCAUGAUUCCGUGGCCAUCAAUCUUCCGGCAGCGAACGUGUCUCAGAAAGUCUCCGCUGGAAACAAUACGCUGCAGACGCCAAGAGGACCAGGACAAAGCAUCGCCAAGUCUACAAUCCAAGACACGGCAACACGCGUAAAAAUUAACUACCUUGCGCGCGACAAGGCCCUAUCAAUUUUACAGCAAUACAAUUCUAUUGUGGCAGAUGACACGUCGCUCGCAGUAAGGAAUCUUCCACCUGUUAAAGUUUCCAUUCGCGCCAAAGGUUCCAAGGCGGACAGACGUCCAUCGGAUAAGGCCGCCGCCAAUAAGCCUGCAGCUCCUGUGUUCACGGAGGGUAUCAGCUCAAUAAGUACCCGGCAGGGACCCUCCUUCCUUGUUUCAAAAGAAAGUGUUUUACAUGCAAAUCUUCCAGAUGCCGUUUCACUAGCUCAGCAUAAUAAUCAAUUUGCAUUUAACAUCAAACAGAAGCGACGGAAGCCCGUAGUUAAGGAUGGAGGGGUUUCUACCCAAUACAAACAGUUAAAGAUGCUUGGAAUGGACAGUCUUCCUCUUGUUGACCUUGGAGCGUACAUGAGGAAACAACUACUUCAGAAAAAAAGUGGCGGGAAAGGUGAGGGCCAACAGGUUGAUAUGUCUGGUAGGUCAAGUUACGGCCCCUCGCCAACACGUAGGCUUGAUAGACCAAGUGUAGGGUCGUCGAUUAGUGCAACUCCGGACACGCUUCGAAAUGGACGACAGGCACUGAAAACCUCGUUAAAAGCAAAAGUUGACACAAGACUAAAGCGUAAAAUCCCGGCUAAAGUGACCUCGACUUACCAAGGAAGUGACUAUCGUGCAGACAGACUCAACAUUGUGUCUCUCGGACAAAGUCAGCCACGACAUCUUGACAAUCACAGUCCGAGGCGGUUCGUUCAAGGGUCCUAUCCCCAGUAUGACUGGCGGGCUCGUGUUCACGAGGAAGACAGAAGGCUUAGGUUUGUGCCGGUAGACCCGUCCCUUAACGGCGUGUGUAGUAUGGCUCCAAUCAAGGUAGGACUUCAUCAUCAGCAACUUCCUCCACUUAAUUUUGCUGACGAUGUUCCAAAACGUUUCACUUCGUAUGAUGGGGUACGGCGAAUAUUUCGUGAUGACGAUAAGGCCAAUCAUUUGUUUUACAGAAAGAGUCUAUACAAUCGAGUCGUGGGUCGUGCGACGUCCGCUAAUAGCACGAGUACCAGCACGAGUAACUCUAAUAAUGUGAACAAUCCACCCCCUUCAUUUGUGUCUAGCAGCGACGAGGAAACCUUGCCAAAACCCGUGGAAAGUGUUCGUGAAAUGCAGCCUGUAAAAGAGGAAAACCUGUCCGUGGUGGGUGAAAAUGGGAUAGGUGCAACGCCAACAUCAAAACCUACUGAUUUGUUGAAAACGAGAAAGGAAAAUACACAAAAUACACCAGUAUUGACACCGAGGGAAAUAGUAGAGAAAAAUCGAGUAGCUAAACCCAGAAAGCACCCCUCUGUCGGAAAAGUCGUUAACUUAGGGACGGACCUAGCUCCUAAUACGUCGGACAGUAAAGGUUUACUAGUACCCCCGGGAGGACCUCUCCAAUCUACAGGGGGUAAUGGUUUCCUGUCACUUCCGAUCUCACGUUUAGUGGACGAGUCACGCCCCCCAAUUAUUGGUAACAGUGAGAUAAAAUCCAAACGAAGCGGGGGAGAGGAAGAUUCAAUGUACAGUGAUCCUUCAGUGGACUCUGGUUCACAGAAAGUGAAAGUACACACAGUACAGCUCAUGCCGGACAAUAUGCCAGUCAGGCCCAAUGUGACGUCAGUCACCCCGGUCAUCAGUGUCACGAGUGAUUCAGGUGUUAAUGAGCCCGUUGUGUUCAGAGACUCCGACUCGGAAGACUCUUUUGGCGCGUACAAUCGAAAACUGACGCUCCCUAGUAAAAACGUGCAGUUUGUGUCUCCUCUAAAUCGUGAAAAACAAAAUGCUAAAAGACAAUAACGGUUUGUGUGACAAUGUAAUCAAUUCAAAAGUGAGCAGUGAUUAAAAAUUGUGUUUUGAGGGUAAAGAUGGAUCAUCUCGUGAUAAUUCGAAAGGAAUUAUGCCGCGUUCUAAACUUGGUAAGGUUACUAUUAAACAUGUUUUCACGAUAAAGUCUGUUAAAGGAGUACAAUAUGUUUGAUAUCAGACAACAUGACUACAGAUGUAUAACAAAAAGUAUUAUAAUGUACAAGUAUUCCUCGAAUCAAAAUCCUCAACGCCAGACAGGGACUCUCAUGUGUUACAAUAAAAUAAACAGACUAUUAAAGAUUUAGAAAAAGUACUAGUUAUGCAUAGCAGUACCGAACGGAAAAUAUAGUCAUUUUGAAUAGAGGGAAAUGUGGGUUUUUAAGUUCUAGUAUUAAUCAUAAGCAUAAUUAUAAAAAAGGUCAAUAAUUUACAAAAUUAUUAUCCGUGGUUAAAGGGCCUUUGCAACCAGCCCAUAUCUUUCUCAACUCCCUGGGGAGCAUAUAGUAUUGUGUCGUUAGAGCCAUGAAGCGAUCUUUAUAUCAGAACAUUCUUGUUAGAUCCCAAAUGGAAGUCUAUACAAAUGUAUUCGUAUAAACAAUACAUAUGACUUUAUAUGCAUAUAAUUAUUAAUAAAGUGGUCAAGGGGUCACUAAAAUUGGGGCUCAGUUAAAGACAUAUUGGUAUUCCUAUUGUUAACAAUCAAUCCGAAUUAACUGUAAGUUAUAAAAGCUUUAAAUGAAACAUGGUCCUAAUGUUUGUAUUGAAAGCCCAUUUCAUAACAGAGGUCCAUCAUGUCUAAUUUUUUUAUAAAAGCAUUAAAAUAUCUUUGUACUUAUUAGGAUUGGUGUCGGAGUAAUAGAGUCAUAAAUUGAAAGGAAAAAAACUAAGCAUAACCGAUAUUUCAAAAUUAGUGUGAGCUUUCAGAUUGU